Messenger RNA from Saccostrea echinata, 668 nucleotides. RefSeq names its product heat shock factor-binding protein 1-like. The record is from RefSeq and is a predicted model, not a curated record. Lineage: Eukaryota; Metazoa; Mollusca; Bivalvia; Ostreida; Ostreidae. Gene Ontology annotation, biological process: cellular heat acclimation. Gene Ontology annotation, cellular component: nucleus; cytosol. Bases 87 to 311 code for a protein of 74 amino acids. Gene Ontology annotation, molecular function: transcription corepressor activity. The transcript is spliced from 3 exons.
GGGAAGGGCACCAGACCAUCGAAGGAAUCCUGUCAGCCUUUUGAGAUUAGAACCUUGCAUCUAGUGUUUUUAUAAAGUGAAUCAAAAUGGCAGAUACUGGCAAAGAUUACAUCACUAAUAGUGCUGAUCCAAAGAAUAUUCAGGAUUUAACGCAAUUUGUCCAAAACCUCCUACAACAGAUGCAGGAUAAAUUCCAGGGAAUGUCUGACCAGAUUAUCAAUAGGAUUGAUGAAAUGGGGAACCGCAUUGAUGAUUUGGAGAAGAACAUUGCUGACCUAAUGACGCAGGCAGGAGUGGAAGAUCGCGCCUAGUAUCCCAGCAUUCCAUCAGUAUUUUCUGUGUGGUUUUAGAUGUGUGCCUUAGUGAUCAGUGUUUCUGCACCUACCAUUAGUUCAUCUUCCUGAACGAAUGGAACAAAAAAUUAUGAAUGCAAUAAUGUUUUGAAAAAUAAGUACAUUUGACAUUAUAAGAUUUUGGUAUACAUGUACUGUGUCAGCAUAAUUUCCACAACCUGCAGGCUUUUAAUUGCAUUAAUAGUUCAGUGAGAGCUAUACAAUCGAUCAUUGAUGGAAAAUUUCUCUUGACUUGUUCUGACCAUUGUGAUAAGUGUAAUAUUAUUUAUUCCAUUUUGUGUUUUAUUCAUGUAUCACAAAUAUAUUAUAGUUUUA